CGCCGUUGCGUGAAACCGUCGACGCUUGCCGAUUGGCCGGGCCGGUCUCGACCAAUCCGGACGCGACUCUCAUUAACACUCGACCGGGGCGUCGGUGUUGUCACAUCGCCGCCGCCGCCACACAGUCAGUCGGCACCGAGCGCGCUAACCGUUGUCGUUGUCGUCGUCGUUGUUGUUGUUGUUCUCGUUAUCGUUGUCGCUUUUGUCGUCGUUUUUGUGGUCGUAGUAGUAGUGUGACGGCGAUUCGUCUCUACUCGGCCCCUCGUGUUUUUACAUAUUAUUCGCGCGCACACACACGAUCACUGUCAUAAUUAUUAACGUUAAUUGUACGUAUGUGUACAAAAAAUAUUUUAAUAAUAAUCGUCGCGUUUAAUAUUUUUUAAACUCUUUUCGCGUUCGACGCUCGAAAACACUCCGUCGAAACCGCGCGCGAACAACAACGAUCGACCGUGUCUCGCGUGUGAUUGCCGAUAAAAAUAAUAUUUUUCCGGAACAACGUCGAAACGAAUCACAAUAACAAUCGAAAAAUAUAAUACAGCGAAGAAAACAUACAUUUCGCUUUGCGCUGGAUUUUUUUUUCCUUUUCCGUGCUCCGUCAAUCACUCGCGGUAAACAUUUGUGAAUGCUCGUACAGGAGUCUGGUCCACCGUAGUGGCUGGGUCAAACGGUAACGGCGUGGACGGCGUGGCUGUUAUGCGGUUCGAGCAAGCGGACCUCAGGUGCCGGUCACCCCGUGGGGCACCGGACACCCCGCAGACCGCUGCCGCUAUGACCGGCGGCCAACGUUCACCAGACACAUCGUACACGGCGGCCCGCGCGUCGUCCACCGAUUUUUCCGUCAGCUCGCUGCUGACGAACAACAACAACAGCAGCAGUGGCGGCGCGCCGCCGUCCACGGUGCAGCAGCAAGCCGGUGGCCAGCAGCAGCAGUACCCGCCGCCGCCUCCGCCGCCUCCCGGUCUGUCGGCCGCAGCGGCCGCGGCGUACGCCAUGGGCGCCUGUUAUCCGGGAACCAUGAUACCCAUGCCAAAGAUGCACCACGCGCCGCAUCACCCGGGCGCCGGUAGCUAUCCGGCCGAAGAGAUGCUCGCGUUGGCCGCGGCCGUCGCGCACGGCGUCCACCAUCCACACCCGGCGGCCGCGCUACCCCGUUCCGUGGUCAGGCCCGAGGACGACGGCGUGGUCGACGAUCCCAAGGUCACGCUGGAGGGCAAGGAUCUGUGGGAAAAGUUCCACAAACUCGGCACCGAAAUGGUCAUCACCAAAUCUGGCAGGCGGAUGUUCCCCGCUUACAAAGUUCGAGUAAUGGGGCUUGACAAAAAGGCCAAAUACAUACUGCUAAUGGACAUCGUGGCUGCCGACGACUGUCGCUAUAAGUUCCACAACAGGUACAAAAACCGAUGGAUGGUGGCCGGAAAAGCUGAUCCGGAAAUGCCCAAGCGAAUGUACAUACAUCCCGAUUCCCCGUCGACUGGUGAACAGUGGAUGCAAAAAGUCGUAUCGUUUCACAAGCUAAAACUCACCAACAAUAUAUCUGACAAACACGGAUUUGGCUUAAAUCAGUUUUCGCUACAGACCAUAAACAGACCUAUCAACCGUUUCCACAGAUUUCCAGAGACCAUACUGAACUCGAUGCACAAAUACCAGCCUCGCUUCCAUCUAGUCAGAGCCAACGACAUCAUCAAGUUACCGUACUCAACUUUCCGUACCUACGUGUUCAAGGAAACCGAGUUUAUCGCUGUUACGGCAUAUCAAAACGAAAAGAUAACUCAGUUGAAAAUCGACAACAAUCCGUUCGCCAAAGGAUUCCGAGACACCGGUGCUGGUAAACGAGAAAAAAAAUGUGUACAACGUAAUGGUGUUUUCAGGCAAGCAAUGUUGACGGCGCAACGACACGGUGGCCAAACAGUUCAAAGCCAAGACGAAAAGCCCUCUGGUUCAGAUCACGAAGAUGAUAAACCACUGGACGUUGUCGGUGGAGGAGACCCUGACUCGCCAAUUUCUGCUCACCAUCAUCACCAUCACCAUCAACCCCACCAACCCGGUUCGUGGUUUUCGGGAUUAGCUGAUAGUAGUCUGCUCCUAGAGGACGCUAUGAGAAGGCGCCUGGCAGGUCAUCCGGCCCUUCAUCACGCAGCGUUCCUACAACACCAUCAUCACCAACAAACUCAUCAGCAGGAAAUUGACAGUGAACAAGAAAGCAGUUGUUCCGAAUCAGGCCGGGAUAGAAUGAACUCGCCGUCCGAUAAGGAGUCAGCUGGUCCUUCAGGACCCGGACACAGCCCCGGCGACUACCCGUCACCGAACGUGUCGUUUGGACCACCGAUCCCCCCGUCGCCGCACCUGUUGCCAUACUUGUAUCCCGGCAUGUACCCCGGCGGCCCUGGCCUGGGCGGUCCGCUCUGCCCGUCGGCGCUCAGCCCUACCACCAACCUGCUGUUCAACGCUCAGCUGGCGCUGGCCGCUCACCACCCUGGGUCGCUGUUCACCCAGGCGUACCUGCAGGGCGCCGCGGCCGGUGGCGGCGCUGGCGGCGGUGGAGGCGGUGGCAGUCACCCGUUCAAGAUGACCACCAGCGGUCUGGCCGCGGCCGCGGGCCUGGGCCGGUUUCACCCGUACCACCUUGGCCUCCAUCACCCGCUUCACCCGUCGUCCGUCGGCUCUGCGUUCGAAACCGUGACGCCCGGCCGGAGUUCGUCGGCCGGCAGUACGCCGCCGCCCGCGCCGCUCGACCUCCAGUCGCCGACCAACGGCGGCGGUGGCGGUCGACAGACGUCGCCUCCACAACAGCCGCUGCCGCCGCCACUGCCUCAGCAGCCGUCACCGGCCUCGGUGCAGCAGCUGCAACCGCCGCCGCGACAGUCGUCAGUGUCGCCGUCGCAACGGCAACACCACCACCACCACCGGACGGCUGCCGCCAAUCAGCCGUCGCCGACCAGCAGCGAACUGAAGUCCAUCGAGAAAAUGGUCAACGGGCUGGACUCGGCGUCAGCGGCAGCUGCGGCAGCAGCAGCGGCAGCAGUGGCAGUAGCGUCGUCUACGGCCGACGAACAACAAGCAGCAGCAGCAUCAGCAGCAGUGGCGAUUGUCAAGUAAACCGCGCGUAAACCUCCCCUGCCGCCGUCCUCCACUACCAAAUCAUCCCCACCGCCCCCUUGAACAUUUACACAUACACUCAUCACACAUACGUAUUACACUCACAUACACGCGUUUCUACUAUGUUGUAUAUAUAAUAUGAUAUUAUAUGAUAAAUUUGACUUCGUUAUUGUAGAAAAUUAUUUACAAUUAUAUAUA
This is a messenger RNA of Melanaphis sacchari, 3294 nucleotides long. RefSeq names its product optomotor-blind protein-like. Gene Ontology annotation, cellular component: nucleus. The coding region runs from base 694 to 3096 and encodes 800 amino acids. Gene Ontology annotation, molecular function: DNA-binding transcription factor activity, RNA polymerase II-specific; RNA polymerase II cis-regulatory region sequence-specific DNA binding. The transcript is spliced from 9 exons. The record is from RefSeq and is a predicted model, not a curated record. NCBI's taxonomy places the organism in Eukaryota, Metazoa, Arthropoda, Insecta, Hemiptera, Aphididae. Gene Ontology annotation, biological process: positive regulation of DNA-templated transcription; regulation of transcription by RNA polymerase II; cell fate specification.